Molecule: messenger RNA, 1556 nt
Organism: Osmerus eperlanus (European smelt)
Lineage: Eukaryota; Metazoa; Chordata; Actinopteri; Osmeriformes; Osmeridae
Gene: tmem231
Product: transmembrane protein 231
Exons: 7
Coding region: 477-1406 (309 amino acids)
Biological process (GO): cilium assembly; regulation of protein localization
Cellular component (GO): ciliary membrane; ciliary transition zone
Source: RefSeq, a predicted model, not a curated record
GCACACGCGGGGGAACCAAUGUUCUAUUUGGGCGACAGCGAUUUGUUGCCAUAUAACCGGAGCCAUAGAAAAGUCUGCAUGGCUCUCCAUAAACCCAGCUGCAGCCAUGGUAACCUCCAGACGCUAAGCUACCGGAAGUAGCUACUAACCGCCCAGAAAGGGUAGCAUGACUUCGGCGAGUAUCUGAAGAUAGUACUAGGUCGCUAUCUUUGUACUUCGUCUCAUUGGUGGCCAAAUUAAAAGCUAUUGCAAGUCCAAAUGUGGUUCUAUACCUUUUCAGUUUUUGAUCUGUGUUUGGAUUUAUUUCAGUUUGUAGCCAGCCUUCUGCAGGAAUCUGUUUGCACUCCUAGCUUUUAGCUAGCUAAUUUUAGCUGCAUGCUGUAUAUAGGCAAGAGCUUGAGUGCCAUUGCCAACUUAAAAAGAUAGAAAGCCACCUGGGUGUGGAAAAAAAUACGUUUUCUACUCAUCUUCUUGUUAUGGCGUUUUAUGAAGUAUAUUCUCAUCCGGCUUUAAUUCGCUACAAAACGAGCGUUUGUACAAAAGCCACGCUGUUCAUCGUUAUUGUUUUGUGCCUCACAUACAUCCCACCCCUGCUGGUUGCAUACAGGAGUCAAGGAUUCUGGGUAAAGAGGAGCACCUACGAGGAGCAGCCUGUUGUGCGGUUCCAGUACCAGACUCUCCUGGUAGCAGCCACCAGCACCAGUGGAGACUACGUGGCAUGGAGCACAUUUCCUAACUUCAACAACCUGCAGGGGGCAAACCUCAGGAUUCCAUCUGUGUCUGUGCGGGAGGAGGAUGUGAACCAGGAUGGGAAGCUGGACCGCUUGAGUUUCCAACUGCAGCUUCCUCUGAAGGCCCAGGAGCAGGUCUACAGUGUCCAGCUCCUCCUCACCUUUUCCUACCAGCUGUUUAGGAUGUCUACGGUGGUGAUGCAGUCUCUUGCCUAUGUCCAGUACUCUUCCUCCGUCCCUGGCUCUCAGCUCUUCAUUAGUGGAGACCUGCGUCUGCAGCAGAAGACCCCCCUGCCCCACCGCGGACGCUAUACAGUGUACAAUGUGUCCGUAGUCGAUGGGUCCAGUCCCUUUGCAAGCACAUAUAAUCUGGUCAACAUUAUUGGCUCGUAUCAAGAAAGAAAUUUGACCACGGUCCUGUCUGUCCCUAGUCCAGUCUGGACCAUAGGACGAGCUGCAGGCGCUCCCUUUCACAUCAACGCUGAGAUCCGCUACCCUGUGGAGGUCAUCAGCUAUCGUCCCGGGUUCUGGGAGACCAUCAAGCUCGCCUGGAUCCAGUACGUCAGUGUGCUGCUUAUUUUCCUCUGGGUCUUCAGCCACGUCCAGACAUUUGUCUUCCAGAACCAGGUGCUUCCGACCGUGGUUGUCCCUCUCCUAAAGCCACACAACUCUUGAUCCUCCGAAUGGACUUUUAAAUUCUCUGAGACGGCCCGCCCAACCAUCUGCUCGGCCUGACAGUCACACAGACGUGGUACACACUCACAUGGUAAUUGUAAUGUUUCCUAUAAUCCUUUCUGUGUUUCUUUAAUAAAGCGUUGAGGCCAA